AUGUAUUCGAUCGGAAUAUUUGAAUCAAAACGCGUUCAAAUGAGUCAAAUUUCCGUUGUUUCGGAGUAUUAUGAGGCAGACAGAGUGUCUAGGUCCGUCGAUGUAUCGAUAUGUCGCGGCAUCGGCAGCCAAAUCGUGCAGGUAGAUAUGAAUGGCCGGCGCCCCGCUGCUCGUGAGUUAUGCGACGGGCCCCCGGGGCGCGGGCGCUGCCUUCACACCUCCGCCCGCGUGUGGUCCGCGGUUUACGAGCCGACCUGGCUGCUGCGCGCGCGCAUACCACGCUGUAUGCAACAGUGA
Messenger RNA from Parnassius apollo (apollo), 297 nucleotides. The record is from the annotation of a GenBank genome assembly. Lineage: Eukaryota; Metazoa; Arthropoda; Insecta; Lepidoptera; Papilionidae.